UAUCUUCUUUCACUGUCAGAAACCCUAAUUUUUCUCAAUUCACAAAAUUCGGACCGAAAAAUUCACUUCAAUUUUUCCCAUGGGACAGUCCAGUUCUUCGCUUGGGCCUCAUUCGUCGGAGACCGAAGGCCUGGAAAUUUCUCGGAGUUGCCGGUUUAGUUUCAGGUCUUCUUCCUCUUCUUCUUCUUAUUCUUCUUUGAAAGAAGAAGGUGAGGUUUUGGAUUUGAAAAGCGGUGGUUUUGAUGGAGGAGGAGGAGGAGGUGGGUUUGGGUUUGACUAUACGAAUAAUCUUCCUGAUGAGUGUUUGGCUUUGAUUUUUCAGUCCCUUGGUUCUGGAGAUCGGAAAAGGUGUUCUCUGGUGUGUAAACGGUGGUUUAGAGUGGACGGUCAGCAUCGGUAUCGGCUUUCUUUGAAUGCUCAAUCUGAGAUAUUGACUUUUCUUCCUUCUUUGUUGGCUAGAUUUGAUUCCGUGACCAAGCUUGCUCUUCGUUGUGAUCGUAAAUCGAUUAGCGUCAACGAUGAUUCGUUGAUUAUGAUCUCGAUUCGUUGUCCUAACCUCUCGCGGGUUAAGCUUCGUGGGUGUAGAGAAAUCACCGAUGUCGGUAUGGAGUUCUUUGCUCAGAGCUGCAAGUCUUUGAAGAAGUUUUCAUGUGGGUCGUGCAUGUUUGGCGCCAAAGCCAUGAAUUCUAUCCUCACUCAUUGUAAGGCUCUCGAAGAGCUCUCUGUCAAGCGGCUUCGCGGAAUCCAUGAAGGGUCGGAGUUGAUCGGCCAAGACAUAGCUGCUUCGUCUCUUAGAUCCGUAUGCUUGAAGGAGCUGAUGAAUGGACAGGUAUUCCAACCUCUUAUAUUGGGUGCGAAAAAGCUAACGACUUUGAAAUUGAUUCGAUGUGUUGGGGAUUGGGAUCGAGUUUUGGAAAGGAUUGGAAAUGGGAACACUGGUUUUGUUGAAAUCCACCUUGAGAGGCUUCAGGUUAGUGAUUCGGGGCUUUCCGGCAUAUCGAAAUGUUCGAAUUUGGAGGUUUUGCGUAUUGUAAAGACCCCGGAGUGUACAAACUAUGGGCUUGUGUGCAUUGCUGAACACUGCAGGCAACUCAGGAAGCUUCAUAUCGAUGCAUGGAGGACUAAUAGAAUUGGUGACGAGGGUCUGAUUGCUGUAGCCAAACAAUGUCUUAAUUUGCAGGAGCUUGUUCUGAUUGGUGUCAACCCCACCUCGUUGGGUUUGGCAGCUGUUGCUUCAAAUUGCCUAAAGCUUGAACGGUUGGCCCUCUGUGGCAGUGGCUCAGUUGGUGAUGCAGAAAUAGCCUGCAUUGCUGCAAAAUGUCUAGCAUUGAAGAAGCUGUGUAUCAAGGGGUGCCCGAUUUCAGAUGUCGGGAUCGAAACGCUUGCUUGGGGUUGCCCCAAUUUGGCUAAGAUUAAGGUCAAGAAGUGCAGGGGAGUGAGUGGUGGGAUUGCAGAGUGGUUGAGGGAGCGAAGGAAAUCACUGAUAGUUAAUUGGGAUGAUGUACAAGACAAACCUUUGGUGGAUGCUAGUGUUAGUCACAGUGGGGCUCAAGAAAUGGGCAUAGUGCUUCACAGGACAGUUCGCCAAGGAACAGAUUCUAAUACUGCAGCAGCUUCAAGUAGUAGUAGUAAUGGUCCAUUGACAUUGUUUAGAACAAAAAUUGGUUUUUUUGCAUAUAGAAAUUUAGUGCAAUGUGCCUUCAGCAGAUACCCAACUGAUGAUAAUAGUUCCAAUGGAAACUUGUGAUCAUCCAUCCCAGUCUGAAGAGAUUAAAAUCAAGUUAUUAUGUUUAUUUAUAUAUUUUCUUGAGGCAAAGUAACAUUCUUUUGUGUACUAUUACUGGUUCAUGCCUUGGUUGAUUUGUAUGUAUGUUUUGGGAUUUUAGUGCCAAAUUGAAUUGCUUCA
Messenger RNA from Humulus lupulus (European hop), 1906 nucleotides. Its product is annotated as F-box protein SKIP2. The transcript has a single exon. Lineage: Eukaryota; Viridiplantae; Streptophyta; Magnoliopsida; Rosales; Cannabaceae. Bases 80 to 1747 code for a protein of 555 amino acids. Gene Ontology annotation, cellular component: SCF ubiquitin ligase complex. Gene Ontology annotation, molecular function: protein binding. The record is from RefSeq and is a predicted model, not a curated record. Gene Ontology annotation, biological process: SCF-dependent proteasomal ubiquitin-dependent protein catabolic process.